Molecule: messenger RNA, 2690 nt
Organism: Sinocyclocheilus grahami
Lineage: Eukaryota; Metazoa; Chordata; Actinopteri; Cypriniformes; Cyprinidae
Gene: nptx2b
Product: neuronal pentraxin IIb
Exons: 5
Coding region: 202-1467 (421 amino acids)
Source: RefSeq, a predicted model, not a curated record
UUGACUGUGUCGCUCUUCUUGUAAGCAGCAUUACUAGAGCGAGAAGCGCGGCGUCAGGUGUUCAAAGAGCAGGGUAUCAUCCACUGAUGGAAAUGUUUUACUCGUUAUGUGUAGUUUAAGGUCAUUUUUGCGAUUCAGCACAGUAUUAGAUUGGGAUUCGUAUGAUUUAACCUCUCCGCGCGCCUUUUACAUCGCUACAAAAUGCUUCAUCUGCUCGCAGGACUCACGUGCAUCUAUGCACUGGCGUGUGUAAAAGUUGUCUAUGGACAAAAUGAAAAAGGUGAGCGCUUUCUCUGUACCGCAGUCCCCAUUGACAAGGGUAGUUGCCCCGUGCAGUCUCUGCCUGUUCAAAGCGCAUCGGUCCGGGAGGAGGAACUGAGAAACACCGGCACGCAACUUCGCGAGACCAUCCUACAACAGAAGGAGACGAUUGACAAUCAGUUAGAAACGAUUAAAGAGCUGACGUCUAAGCUGUCACGCUGUGAGGCUGACUCCGAAACGUUCAGGAAAAUGAAUAAGGACACAAUGGACGAUGUGCCUAAAGAUCCUAAUGACACCAUGCAGAGUCUGAAAGAUCGAUUGGAAAAUCUAGAGCAACAGCAAAUGCGAGCCAAUAUCUCUGGUGCCUCCUUUCCUAACGAGCUGAGAAAUCUACUGCAGCGUAGACUGGAGGACUUGGAAAAUCAACUGCUCGUGAAGGUCAAUGAGCUUGAGGAAGAGAAGUCCCAGCUAUAUAAUGAGACAGUCGCUCAUCGCCAGCGCACUGACAGUACCCUCAACUCUCUCAUGAACAGGAUCUCUGAACUGGAGAAAGGAGGAGCUGGAUUUAAAUCACCAGAGAAUUUCAAGAUCUCUCUUCCUCUUCGCACAAAUUACCUUUUUGGACAAGUAAAGAAAAGCCUGCCAGAAAUGUACGCCUUCACUAUCUGCAUGUGGCUCAAGUCAGGUUUGAGCCCUGGCAUCGGAACCCCGUUUUCCUAUGGAGUGCCUGGACAGGCAAAUGAGAUUGUACUGAUCGAAUGGGGCCAUAACCCUAUAGAACUGCUCAUUAAUGACAAGGUGGCACAGCUACCUCUCUCGCUGAGUGAUGGGAGGUGGCACCAUGUCUGCAUCACUUGGACUACUAGGGAUGGGCUUUGGGAAGCCUACCAGGAUGGCCAAAGAUUGGGCUCAGGAGAAAAUCUGGCUCCCUGGCACCCUAUCAAGCCCGGAGGAGUCCUUAUCCUUGGCCAAGAGCAGGAUGUAGUAGGGGGGCGCUUUGAUGCCACCCAGGCCUUUGUGGGGGAACUGAGCCACUUUAAUGUCUGGGAUCGGGUCCUGCGCUCCACGGAUAUCAUUGCCAUGUCAAACUGCUCAUCCUACAUACCUGGGAAUGUGGUGGCCUGGACCGACAGUAACAUCGAGGUGUUUGGUGGAGCAUCAAAGUGGCCGCUGGAGCUAUGCGAAGAUCGGCUAUUUGACAAUUAAUAUUGUCAAAUAUUCUAUUAGUGAGCGAUAUUAAAUCCUUUUCAUCCUCAAAAAGUGUUCAUCACUUAAAAAGUAGCAAAUAGUUUAGAAAAAUCUACUUAAAUGAACUAUAUAAAUUAUAUAUUUAAAUAUUCCUGGAUAGAUUACAAAAUGCAGAUAAAUGGAACAUUUCUGUUGAUAUAUUCUAUAUAUAGUUGACAUUUGUGGCUAAAGGAAAGAUGGUACUACCGUGGUACUCUUAAAAAUACCAUAUCACUGAAUGCUUAUCAUUUAUGUACAGUGUAUUUAUAUUAUACUCCAUGGUAUAUUACCAUGUCACCUUUUUGAUGCACACAAAAGCACACAUCCGUAUGCGUAUCCUGUUAAAAUAUAGCUGCGUUCACACCAUGUUGGAAUUACCAGAAUUAUGAGAUAACUACUUGUAAAAAGCGUUCAUGUCCUUGUAGAACUCAUUAUUGCAAAUUUUAUUUAAACUUAUCAUGUGGAAACACUUAAAAUGGCAACAGCUUCAGAAAUAAAAUGCAGUUAUUUCAUAAUAUUUCUGUUUAAUAAAUCCUAUGUAUGCGACUACUGUUCAUUUCUUGAUGAUGCAAGAAUAAUCUGUAAAUUAAAAAAAACAUACAAUACAUUUUAAUGUAGCUAGCACAGAGUUAGCACAGAAUAACGUUCUAAUGCCCCACUGACUAAACUAUAAGGUUAUUAAUAAGACAUUUUCAUUAUAUGUUGUAUUGAGGUUUCGUCUAUUGUUUACUCAAAUUACGCAGAUUAAUUUUGGUGUUAAGUGUUGCCAUAAAAACUCAUAAUUCCAAUUCUGAGGACAUGAACAGCUCUAAGUAGGAUAUCCUGGGUUGCCAUCUAAUAAUAUUUAUUACAACAUGGCAUGACUGCAGCAAAAGAUCAAAAGAGAGUGUUCUCACGACUUUCCGUGUCCUCUUUGAGUGUGCAUUGUUGUCCUGUGGUCUUAGAGUGCCUAAGUUAACAUGCUAAUGUUUCAUUACAAAGCUGUUUUUGAUUUAAGAACAAAACCAUACAUUAUACAGGAGGAAAACUUGGAUCUUGUGUUGUACAAAAGUCUUAAAUUUAGACUUUGGUGAGGGAAAUCACAUUUGAGAUCAAAUUGACAGUGGUGCCGUUAGCCUGUUGAGUAUUACUGCAGACCGCCAGAGCUACAGUAAUAAUGUGCUUAAGGCACCAUAAAUCUUUCUUUUUAAAAUCUGUCAUUG